Molecule: messenger RNA, 966 nt
Organism: Vollenhovia emeryi
Lineage: Eukaryota; Metazoa; Arthropoda; Insecta; Hymenoptera; Formicidae
Gene: Spase12
Product: signal peptidase complex subunit 1
Exons: 3
Coding region: 116-403 (95 amino acids)
Biological process (GO): protein targeting to ER
Cellular component (GO): signal peptidase complex; endoplasmic reticulum membrane
Source: RefSeq, a predicted model, not a curated record
GAAAAAUCCGAAAAAUCCUACAUAGCGCAGCACAUACUGCCCGGAGCAGCCGGAGCUUACAGCGAUUGGAGCGAGUGCAUCUGUCUCCACCGCCACGUCAGUGUAUUUGUUCAAAAUGAACGCGUGGGUGCAAUACUUCAAAUCGAUCCCAACGCAUAUGGACUAUGAUGGCCAAGCCAGAGCAGAGAAAUUGUCGCGGGUUAUAAUAACGUUAUUUGGGAUAGUCGGCUUAGUCUGGGGAUAUGUUAUUCAACAAUUUUCGCAGACAAUCUAUAUUCUGGUUGCGGGAUUUGUUAUGGCGGCGUUAAUCACUGUACCUCCGUGGCCUAUGUACCGUCGCAAACCAUUGGACUGGCAAAAGGCACAGUCCGAAAUUAUCGCAAAGCUGAAAAAGAAGAAAUAAUUGCCGAACGUCUUUAUGAUACUUUUAACGAAAUCCAAUUAUAAUAAAAUAUGCAAUCUUCAAUGAUGCGAAUUAAAUUACCGAUAGUGCAAUCCUAAUGCACUGAGUAUUUGUUUUUAGGCAGUUAUGAGAUAUAAAUGUCCUUAAUGAAUGCUAGCGCAUGUUACACAGCAAGUAACUCAUACUUUCUGUACACUCUCAAUACAGGACUUUUAGGUUCCUCGUUUUGUAUGAUAGACAUAUCUACGCUUUAAUGUAUGUUGGCUGUAUAAAUGGGAAUCGCAAAUAAAAUAAUAUUGCAUUUUCAUAAGAAUAUAUACUUAUGAAUUUAGAUAAUAACUUUGUAAAUAAAAUCAAGAAAAUUUUGAGUCAGUUGAUAACAUUUUUAUGCCGAUUUAAUUAAGUUUUAAGGGAAUAGAAUAUAUUAAAACUUACUGAUCAAUUGUACAUUAAAAUAGUCCUGAUAUAUAUUUCCUACAUUAUAUACAUACAUACACACACACACACAUAUAUUGUAUACUCGUUCUCGUUCGGGUACAUUGUAUAAUAAAGUUUUAACAUUA